Molecule: messenger RNA, 744 nt
Organism: Closterium sp. Naga37s-1
Lineage: Eukaryota; Viridiplantae; Streptophyta; Zygnematophyceae; Desmidiales; Closteriaceae
Source: the annotation of a GenBank genome assembly
AUGCUUGCUCCAUCACCAUCAUUCAUUCCCUCCCCUCACCGUUCCUCCCCCCUCCUCACCCUCCCCCUCACCCUCCCCCUCCCCACUCCCCCACGAAAUUUCCCCCCCCGCUACUCCCCUUUCCUCUUCCCUGCUCCCCCUCCUGCUGCAACUCCGCCUCGUGCCGUUCCUCCCCAUGCCCCUGGUCCGUCUAUCAUAUCUUACUCCCCUCAUUCUUCCCCUUGUCACUCCGUUCACCAUGUCACCACUCAUCUGCUCCUGUCGCUCUCCGUGCCACAUCCGAUUCCCCUGAUGCAUCAGUACCUGUGGCUAGUGCUCUACAGCCAUGAUGCGAAUGGCAGAUUCAAUUCACUGUCCCACCCACCUCAUCCCUCUCUUCCUCCUACCUAUUUCCCUGUGUCUCUCCGAUUCGCAACUCAAAUCCUUCCCGUUUCUUUCUUCUCCCAUCACAAACAACGCCUUCUCUCCCCUGUUCUCCCUCCCUCGCACCACCCCUCAACCCCCCUGCGCCCCAUCGCUGAUCCUCUUCGGCAGUCGGGCGUGUCUAGUACUGGCAUCGUGGCCAUCGUGGGCGCUGUCGCUGCUGUCAUGCUGCUCGCUGCUGUCGUGUGGUGGCGCUGGGGGGGGCAGAAGCAGCAACCUGCGCGCACCAGCAGUAUGGACUUGGGUGGAAAGAAGGGAGGGAGUGGAGGGAGUGGUGGGGGGAGAGGGAGAGGGAGGUUGGGGGAGGAGAAGGAGGGGUGA